AUGGUCACGCGCAACGUCGAGGUCGGGGCGCCCUGGGACUCCCAGGCUGGGAGGGCCAUCCGCCGGCGCAUACUUCGCUUCCGCAUCUUUGCCCAGCCAGUUGAAGGUGCUGGGGCGGCGGGUGCAACCUCUGGCGCCGCGGCCAUUACUGCGCGCGCUGGACGCACAUGGGCCUCGCUGUUCGACUGUGUGGUGCAGACUGCGAGUUGCUGUAAGUCGCCGUCGCUGCAGCUCGACACCAUGACGAGAUUAAUUGCCAGCGCGCUUGGCGCGUCCAUGCUGGCCACACGAAAUUGGGACGCGAUGCAGCCCACGGAGAGCAACACUGCAGGGAGGUCACCUCCUCGCGACAGUCGAGCAUGGAGCGCCGCGGGCUUCGGACGUGAGGAUCGGCCAACUUGGCACGCCAUGUUGCAGCACUGCUGCAGCCUCGCGUGCGAGCAGCAGCUGCAGUUUUUCCUCGACGUGGAGCAGGCGCUGGAGGCGCUGGAGCACAUGCACCGCUCCAUCGAAGCGGAGCACGCCCAGAACCAGCGCACCAUGGACGACAUGGCCGUCCACCUCGCGACCGAGAUCCACCUCAUGUGA
Molecule: messenger RNA, 588 nt
Organism: Phytophthora sojae
Lineage: Eukaryota; Oomycota; Peronosporomycetes; Peronosporales; Peronosporaceae
Exons: 5
Coding region: 1-588 (195 amino acids)
Source: RefSeq, a predicted model, not a curated record